AUAUUAUGUAUUGUUAAUUUAAUGAGAAGGAAUAUUAUAAGAUGUAAAUAUUAUUAAAGAAUAUUUAAAUUUUUAGCGGUGGUGGAUUAUAUGAUUAAGAAGGAAAUCAGAUAAAGAUUGGAAAGUGGAUAGAAUUAGAUAAAAAAUUUAAUCACCAUAAUUAGAUCAUAAAUAGUGGAGAAUAUAAUAUACAUGGUAUGAAGAUAGGUAGAUGGGAUAUUAUGUAUUGUAAAUAUAAAGAGAAGAAAUAUUAGAAGAUGUAAAUAUUAUUAAAGAUUAUUUAAAUUUUUAGCGGUGGUGGAUCAUAUGAUUAAGAAGGAAAUCAGAUAAAGAUUGGAGAAUGGGUAAAAUUACAUCACUAGUUUGAUUGUCAAAAAUAAGUCACUUGUAGGAUUGAUUAUGGUAUGAAUGGCCCAAAGUCAGGGAUAAAACGAUGAG
This is a messenger RNA of Paramecium sonneborni, 438 nucleotides long. NCBI's taxonomy places the organism in Eukaryota, Ciliophora, Oligohymenophorea, Peniculida, Parameciidae. The record is from the annotation of a GenBank genome assembly.